This is a messenger RNA of Schistosoma intercalatum, 570 nucleotides long. The record is from the annotation of a GenBank genome assembly. NCBI's taxonomy places the organism in Eukaryota, Metazoa, Platyhelminthes, Trematoda, Strigeidida, Schistosomatidae.
AUGCCUGGAAUUGUAAUGGAUAGAAAUACUGGAUCUACCAUUGGUACCACACCACAUGGCCGAUGGAUUGAUCAACAGCAAUAUCUUGUUGAAACAUAUCGUCAGAUUCGUACAAAUUUAGGUCAGUUAGAAGCUGAAAUAGAAGCUGCACGAUUAAGAGUCACUGAUUGGACACGAUUAAGACGACAUCCUAGUCGUAGUCGUAGUUUGAGUCAUGCUAGUGUUUCAACUACUGCAAGCAGUUUAUUAAGUUGUAGUACAUUUGAAAGUGGUGCAACCGAUGCUUCAUUUUUAAAUGUUACAACAGAUGGUACUACUGGUUCAUCGUGUCAUUCAUCAUGUUCAUCAACAUGUGGUAUUCAACUACCUUCAGAAAUGGCAGCUAAAUUAAGUGCAGCAACAUUAAUUUCAGCAUUUUUAGCUGCAAGUCAUGAUUUCACUCAAGAUAAAACUCAAGAUUCAACUAUUUCAGAUCAUUUAGAACAACCAAUUAGAGCUCGUACACCAGAUCAAUGUUCAUCGUCUAAUAGAUCACGUUCCAACAGAUCAAUCUCACCUUCAUCACGAUGA